Molecule: messenger RNA, 1434 nt
Organism: Triticum turgidum subsp. durum (durum wheat)
Lineage: Eukaryota; Viridiplantae; Streptophyta; Magnoliopsida; Poales; Poaceae
Source: the annotation of a GenBank genome assembly
AUGGCGCAGCGCUGGCGCUCGAAGGCGCGGCGCGACCCGGACCUGGACGACGCCGGCUCGCCCUCUCCCGCGCGGCCCCGCGCGCCCCCCAGCGACGACGAGGACGAGGCGGGCAACGAGGACCUCACCCUCGAGAUCGUCGCGCGGGCGCGGCGGCGCGGGGCCGCGGGAGGCCAGCCCGGGCUCGCCGAGGUGCUCCCCCUGUCCUCCGACGAGGAGGUGGACGAGGACGCCGUGGUGGAGCUCGGCGAGGCCGACCCCAGCAGGAGGAAGGACAAGAAGAAGAAGCAGCGCCGCAAGGAGAGGAGGAAGAAGCAGCGCAAGGAGGACGCCGCCGCCGCCGCCGCCGCCGACAAGGAGGAGCCUCAGGUUGCUGGCGCCCAGGAGGGACAAACUGGGACAGUGGAAUCAGUGCCCACCGAAAAUGGCGUUGAUGCCCCUGUAUCCGACAACACAGUUCUGCGGAAGCUUCUUCGUAUACCAAGAUACUUUGAUCCUGGGGAAACUAUAUUGGAGACUUGCUUUAACUGUGGUGAGGAAGGUCAUGUAGCUGUGAACUGCCCAAUGGAGAAGCGGAAGAAGCCUUGCUUCGUUUGUGGAUUGUUCGGACACAAUGCGAAGCAGUGCACGCAGGGUCAAGAGUGUUUCAUCUGCAAAAAAGGAGGUCAUAUGGCGAAAGAUUGCCCUGAUAAGCACACAAAGAAUACUCAGCAGUACACCACAUUGUGUUUGAGAUGCGGAGAAACCGGCCACGAUAUGUUUGGAUGUUCCAAUGAUUAUCCACCAGAUGAUGUCAAGGAAAUAAAAUGCUAUGUGUGUAACCAGAAUGGUCACCUCUGUUGCACCGACUUCUCUGAUAGUUGUUCAAAAGAAGUUACUUGUUAUAACUGUGCCCAAUCUGGUCAUACUGGUUUGGGAUGUGCCAAGCAACGUAGGGAGACAAGUGUUGCGACAACUCCGACCUUGUGCUACAAAUGUGGCGAAGAUGGUCACUUCGCACGUGGCUGCACAAAUAGUGCUAAGCCCGGCCGGUUCAAAGGCGAGUUGUCGUCGCAUAGUCGUAGAAAGGACAAAUGGAAAAAUGACUCUGGCCCUAGAUCAGCUCCUCAUGGAUCUCACAAAAGAAAAAGCCCCCUAUUCGAGGAUAGAUGGGAGACACCUCGUGGUAAAUCCAGAGCUAGGGGUGGUUGGAUUCCUGAGGACCAUGACGAUCUUCCAUCCAAGAAGUACAAAGGAAUUGGGUGGGACUCCCAAUCUACUCCUAAGAAGCCCUACAAUAAUCACCACCAUCGCUCCUCUGGCGGUGACUAUUCUACUCCUCAAGGACAAGAUUUUUCAUGGCACAACUCGCAAUAUUCUCCAAGUGCGAGAAAACACGGCUCGUCUUCGUCAAGAUUCGCCAGCAACACCCAUCACCGCUUUGAAAGAAGUUAG